Yamadazyma jaroonii is the source of this 1851-nucleotide messenger RNA. The record is from the annotation of a GenBank genome assembly. NCBI's taxonomy places the organism in Eukaryota, Fungi, Ascomycota, Pichiomycetes, Serinales, Debaryomycetaceae.
AUGUUCGCUCAGAGGUUUGAUCCAGAAGAGUUUACCAGGAAGAGGAAGUUGGAUGAUGACGAGGUAGAGGAUGAGGGUAGUGAAGAAGAAGUCAAUAAAUCUAGCAGUUCCGAGUCGGAUGAGAGUUCUAGCUCAGAAAGUGAAUCUAGUGAUAGUGAGAGCGAUGAAAGCGAUGAAAGCGAUGAGAGCGAUGAGAGCGAUGAGAGUGAGAGUGAUGAUGAUAGCAGUGAACCCACUAGUGAAGCCAGCAGUGAUGAUGACAGUGAAGAUGAGGAUAAGAUGGAAGUUGAUCAACCAGAUGAUAUCAAUCACGAAGGACAAGAAGAGUACGAGUCCAAGCAUUCAUCUAUUUUCCAUAAAAUGCAUAAAACUCAAGACACUCAACCUCAAGAGUCAGCCGUACAAUCAGACCACGAAGAAUUGCAUGAAAUAGCUCCUAUGCCACAACCAGAACUACCACGAGAUCAAAGAUUACGGGCCAGGAAUGGUAAUAAUUUAAAUUGGUUGGCCAAACCUAUUUAUUCCAGUCCAGAGAAUGUUAAGGAUUUCAGUGAGUUCCCAUUAUCAGACACUCUUGCCAGAAACUUAACAGCUAACUCAUUCACUCAAGCAUUUUCUGUCCAAGUAACAGUUCUCGAUAUACUAUUGGAAGAUAUUGAACAGAACAAAUUGAAACCUGAAUCUAAUGGUGAUUUGUUAGUUAACGCUUCUACUGGUUCAGGUAAAACUUUAGCAUAUUCCAUUCCUAUAAUAGAAAGUUUGAUGAACAGAGUGGUUCCAAGAGUUAGAGCCAUUAUUCUAGUACCUACCAAACCAUUGAUCAACCAAGUUAAAGCCACGUUAUUGUCACUUUCUAAAGGUACUAAUUUAUACGUCAUGAGUUUAAAGAACGACAUCUCCAUAAAAGAAGAAGGUCUCAAAAUAAGAACUAAUACUCCAGAUAUAAUAGUAUCUACACCGGGUAGAUUAGUUGAUCAUCUUAUCAGUGGGGACUUAACUUUAGAUCAUUUGAAAUGGCUUGUAAUCGAUGAAGCCGAUAGGUUACUUAAUCAAAGUUUCCAAAAUUGGUGUGAAAUCCUUAUUUCAAGAUUAAGACCCCAAGAACCUAACUUCGAUCAAUGGACUCCUCAGGUACAGAAAUUGAUUUUUUCAGCUACUUUGACCACCGAUGCAGGGAAAUUAUCAUUGCUUAAAUUCCAUAAACCCAGAUUGAUUAUCAUUAAUGAGGAACAAGAGUUGGUCAAUGAGAUGUUCUCUGUUCCAAAGACCUUGAACGAAUCUACUAUUAAGUACGGUACAUCCAAGAACUCCAUCAAACCUUUAAUCUUAUCAAAAUUCUUGAUCAAGAACGAGAAAUUGAAUAACGUACUUAUUUUCACCAAAUCCAAUGAAUCUUCCAUCCGUUUAACCAAAUUACUUGAAUUAUUGAUGUCUAAAUUCCACAAGUCUUUGAAUAUUCAGUUCUUGAAUUCCACCAACAACUCAAAUCAAGUAAGAUCAAAGAUUUUAAGACAAUUUGAUACCGGUGACAUCAAUAUUUUAGUGGUAACUGAUUUGAUUGCCAGAGGGGUGGAUAUUCUUUCGAUUAAAGAUGUUAUCAAUUAUGAUAUACCGAAGUCAUCCAGGGAAUAUAUCCACAGAUCAGGUAGAACUGCCAGAGCCGGUAAUUCAGGUAAUGUGUAUAAUUUGGUUUUUGGUAAAGGGGAAUUCAAAUGGUAUAAUAAACUUAUGAAGGAAAUUUAUAGAAAGAACGAAAUCGCUUUGAUAGAAGAAAGUUUCAUCGACGAUGGUGAUAAUGAGAUUUAUAAGCAAUGUUUAGCAGAGCUUCAAGAAAUCAUCACUGAGAACUAG